UAUUUCUCUUUAAUAUUAUGUUUUCAUUCCCAGUCACGAAGGAAAUAGUAAAAAUGUUAUGUUUAGAGUUUCAGAAAGCGCCCACCGUGUUAUCGCGUUCAAAGUCAGUGAGUCAGUCUAUCGACGCCAGUUUAAGCAGCAAGGUGGGACGCAGUUUACCGGAAGAUAUUCGACGUCUGACACAUUUCAACGUAGGAUUCAUAUUGCUAGCCGAGGCGCCUGAAUCCAGCUGUACUACCCAGCUGGAUUAAUUUAAGAGAAGCAGAAUAUACCAAGAUGAGUCGAAACAAACGCAGAGAAGCCGCAGAAACUAUGGAGGGCCGCUCUAACUACCGCCAGUACCACGGGAGUCAAGACAAUAUCCUCGGAGGUAGGAAUCGCCAGCAGGAGGAGAGAGACGCGUUUGGUGACGCUCGCCUCAGCAGGAGCACUCCGUCAAUCGCCGGUUCCCACGCCGCUCCUCAGUCACCGAGCCGUCGUGGGGGAAGAGGCCGAUCGCCUGUCCGCAACAAGAUGAAGCUGGAUGGACAAGCGAGGGUGCCAGUUCACAGCGAUUCGAGACAGUACAAUCGUAGUCCUUCUCCUGCCAGAAGAACUACCGGUGGGAACAAUCGCAGCCGGUCGCCCGGUCGUGAGGCAAAAGGGCGGAACAAUCGUGGCCAGUCGCCCGGCCGGUACGACAGGGGUCAGUCACCAAGUCGAAAUACCGGGGCAAGAUAUAAUAGAGGUCAGUCACCAAGUCGUAAUGCAAAUGCGCGAAAUAAUAGGGGGCAGUCACAAAGUCGUAAUGCAAAUGCGCGAAAUAAUAGGGGUCAGUCACCAAAUCGCGGCAUAAGAUAUGACCGAGGUCAGUCUCCAAAUCAAAACACAGCUGUACGAAAUAACAGAAGCUAUUCGCCAAGUCGUGGUGCUGAUGAACGAAGAAGUCGAGGUCGGUCGCCAAGUAGAAAUUCUCGAGAGCAAUACAGCAGAAACCGAUCACCAGGUCGAUAUAAUGGCAGAAGGAACAGUCAUUUAUCGUCUUCCCGUGAAUUUGACAAAAGCACCGUCCCGCCCGUCGGCCAUCGAUAUGAGCCCAGGCACGGCCGCCAAGAAGGGAACAUCCUGUACUUCGACGCUGCAACCUUGGAGGAGGAAACUAGCACCGCUCGCCUCGAGGUCCUUAGCAUCGUGACCCACGUCAUCGUAAUUGCCGCGUCGAUGAUGACCACCAUUCCCAUGGCUCAAGUCACCGUCGACUGGGAGUACGUGCGUAGACGAUGCCCCCUGUUCGUGGACAACAACCCUCAGACGGACGUGAACUGGGGCAACGAGAACAUGUCUCCCUGCAACGUGACGGCCUUCCUUCCCCUCCUGGUGGCGGUGCUCUCGGCGUGCCUCGCCUUUUUCCACUGCAGCAUCCUCCACGCCUGGCGCAUGCGCGGUGACCCACCCAUCGUGGCCUUCUCUAAAAAGUACGCCAUCGCCACCAUGGUCGUCACGGGCGUUCAGGCGGUGCUCUCGCUGGCCAUCGCAUGCACGCUCACAGACGGCUUCAGGCAGACGUGCCUCUCCUUCGAACUCAACCCCUGGCCCGAUGUGAGGCCGGCGUCCUGUAAAGAAGGUUAUGACGACCGCGACUUCUCCUACAGACUGCAAGAUCUCCACACCUUUUCCAAGAUCAUCAUCGGCAUGGUCGGCGCCUGGAUCUGUACCGUCGCCACGACUUUCCUCACUAUUAUAUAUUUAAUCCGUGCAAAGUUGUGUUCUUGCUGCGUGGAUGAUUUUUGAAUUAAAAAUUUUGUAUUGCACCGUUUGUAAUUAAAUAUAGGAUUUUGUAGA
Penaeus chinensis is the source of this 1821-nucleotide messenger RNA. RefSeq lists its product as uncharacterized. Bases 277 to 1770 code for a protein of 497 amino acids. The record is from RefSeq and is a predicted model, not a curated record. The transcript has 2 exons. Lineage: Eukaryota; Metazoa; Arthropoda; Malacostraca; Decapoda; Penaeidae.